AACGUUGACGUAGUUUCAUCUGUAUAUAUUGCAUCUAGUUCUUUAUUAGCUUCUGUUCUCCUCUGACACACGAGAGGACAUAGAGUGUAUGCGCCAGCUGUCGCGGUUGUUGCGCGCCAAUUGUCUUUCUUCUUCACUGCGGUCAUGCAGACCCGAUUUUAGUGCCCCGCCUUCCCUUGUAUAUCCCACCAAGAGCUUCACCACAACACCAGCCCACUUAAGAUUUGAAGUUCCCAAGCGGAAAGAACAAGUCAUCAUGCCUGGCGAUAUGACCACGUUCAAGGGCAAGCCCUUUGACCGGGUUUCGCUCGAGUCUCUCAUGAAACGCCGGCUCUUCUACACGCCUGCUUUCGACAUUUAUGGCGGUGUUUCCGGUCUUUACGAUUAUGGCCCGCCUGGCUGCGCCCUUACGAACAACAUUGUCGACACAUGGCGGAAACACUUUGUGUUGAAGGAGAACAUGCUGGAGGUGGACUGCACCAUGCUUACGCCGCACGAAGUCCUCAAGACCUCCGGCCAUGUCGACAAGUUCGCCGACUGGAUGUGCAAGGACCCGAAGACUGGCGAGAUCUUCCGAGCAGAUCACUUGGUUGAGGAGGUGCUGGAGGCUAGGCUGAAGGGCAACAAGGAGGCACGCGGCCAGAAAGUUGAGGCGGAAGAGGAGGACCCGAAGAAGAAAAAGAAGAAGGUCAAGAACAUCGCCGCUGUGAAGCUGGACGAUGCGCUGGUGCAAGAGAUUGAGGAAGUGCUGGCAAAAAUUGACAACUACAACGGGGAGGACCUUGGUCUUCUCAUGAAGAAGUACGACAUCAAGAACCCGGCAACCAACGGCGAGCUCCUCCCACCAGUCGCCUUCAACCUCAUGUUCCAGACCACAAUUGGACCUUCCUCGAAUAUGCCCGGCUACCUGCGCCCAGAGACUGCCCAGGGCCAAUUUGUGAACUUCCAGAAACUCCUCGAGUUCAACCAGCAACAAAUGCCCUUUGCUUCUGCGUCCAUCGGCAAGUCUUUCCGUAACGAAAUCUCCCCUCGAGCCGGUUUGCUACGCGUACGAGAGUUCUUGAUGGCCGAAAUCGAGCAUUUUGUUGAUCCCGAAGGUGGCAAGAAGCAUCCUCGUUUCGAGGAAGUCAAGGACGUUGAGCUCGAGCUUUUGAAUCGAGACGUUCAGCUUUCUGGCAAAACUACUGUUGAGACGACCAAGAUCGGCAAAGCUGUCGAGACUGGUCUCGUGGACAACGAAACACUUGGCUAUUUCCUAGCCCGCAUUCAGCAAUUCCUCCUCCAAAUUGGAGUCGACCCGAAGAAGAUUCGAUUCAGGCAACACAUGGCCAACGAGAUGGCCCACUACGCAGCAGACUGCUGGGACGCGGAGCUGCUUACAUCGUAUGGCUGGAUCGAGUGUGUUGGCUGUGCCGACCGAAGCGCAUACGAUCUCACCGUGCACAUGAAGAAGACGGGCGCCCCUCUGGUUGUCCGUGAGCCGAGAAAGGAGCCGCUCAAGAUUGAAGAGUGGCAAUGCGACCUCGACAAGAAGAAGUUUGGCCCUAAAUUCAAGAAGGACGGCAAGACGGUAGAAGCGGCCAUCGAGGCUCUGUCACAAGACCUGCGAGAGAAACUCUCUUUGGACUUGGAAAAGGAGGGCAAGAUUGUCAUCGACGUCCCUGGUGUUGGCGAUGGCAAGGUUGAGGUUCCCAAAGAGCUCAUCAACAUUGAAAAGCGCACCAGAGUGGAGAAUGUACGGGAGUACACGCCGAAUGUCAUCGAGCCAUCUUUCGGUAUCGGGCGAAUAGUCUACGCUCUUUGCGAACACAUCUACUGGACCCGCGAGCAAGACGAGGCCCGUGGUGUUCUAUCCUUCCCUCCAACAGUCGCCCCCACCAAGGUUCUCAUCGUCCCAUUGAGCUCACACACCGACUUCAAGCCCUUUGUACGAACACUAAGCGACAAGCUUCAAGAUAGUGGCAUCUCCAGUCGCGUCGAUGACUCUGGUGCAUCGAUUGGCAAGCGCUACUCGCGUAACGACGAGCUUGGUACGCCCUUGGGCAUCACUAUCGACUUCCAAUCCGUCAAGGAUAGCACUUUCACAUUGCGAGACCGUGACUCAACAGAGCAGGUUCGUGCCAGCCUAGACGACAUCAUCAAGGCUAUCUCAGGCCUUGUGAACGGCCGAGAGAAGUGGUCAGAUGUCUCUGCACGCCUACCGAAAUUUGAGGGCCAGGAGGUGGAUUAGAUGCUGCAGCCAAGGGGCCGGCAAAAGGUUUCAUACGCUUUAGGAUUAUAGAUAGGGCGCAAAAGCUUGGAAUAUAGCCCAGGUGCUAAUUCUGGAGCAUGAAGCAUGUAUUAGUGUCUGCAAUAAAAGCAGUAUAUCGAAAGGCGUAUUAGGUUACGUCUGUUAUGUGCUCCUUUUAUAGGGCUCCUCACAAAACGAACCAGG
Messenger RNA from Cucurbitaria berberidis CBS 394.84, 2434 nucleotides. Its product is annotated as glycyl-tRNA synthetase-like protein. The coding region runs from base 89 to 2230 and encodes 713 amino acids. Gene Ontology annotation, biological process: mitochondrial glycyl-tRNA aminoacylation. Gene Ontology annotation, molecular function: glycine-tRNA ligase activity; ATP binding. Lineage: Eukaryota; Fungi; Ascomycota; Dothideomycetes; Pleosporales; Cucurbitariaceae. Gene Ontology annotation, cellular component: cytoplasm; mitochondrion. The record is from RefSeq and is a predicted model, not a curated record. The transcript has 5 exons.